Molecule: messenger RNA, 1167 nt
Organism: Paramecium tetraurelia
Lineage: Eukaryota; Ciliophora; Oligohymenophorea; Peniculida; Parameciidae
Exons: 3
Source: RefSeq, a predicted model, not a curated record
AUGGAUUCCAAUAAUGAUAAUCCAGAAAUAUCUGAAUAGAAGAAGCAAUUUCUUAAAGCAUUCUUAAGAGUUUGGAAACUCAAAAAAGACCAAGAAUUAUAAUAAAAGGAGAAGCAAUAAGAAUAACCACAAGAAUAAACAGAAGAAAUUUAAUAAGAAUAAGUUCAACCUAAGAGUUAAGUGUUUUCAAGAGAGGAAUACGCUAAAGAUUAAUUUUGGGAGGAUAGAUACAAAGAACAUAAAGGGAGAUUCGACUGGUAUGUAGAAUGGCCUCAGCUUAAAUUCUAUUUGGAACAAACGAAAUUUAAAAUCAGCAAGGAAAGUUCAAUCUUGAUGGUUGGAUGUGGUAACUCAGCCUUGUCUGAAUAAAUGUAUAAGGAUGGAUAUCAUAAUAUUGUGUCCAUUGACAUAUCUAAGACCAUUAUUGAUAGGAUGCAGGAAUCUGCUAUUAAAAAAAAUAUGAAACUCUAAUAUUAAGUUAUGGAUGCAACAACCAUGGACUUUCAAGAUAAGCAAUUUGAUAUUGCAUUUGAUAAAGGUACAUUAGAUGCAUUAUCUUGUGGGGAUGAUAUCAAAAAUUUAUUAUUGUUAAAGGAAAUGAAUAGAGUGGCAAAGCAACUCAUAUUUGUCAGUCACUCUUCUCAUUAAAAAAGAAUUAAUAUUAUGGAACAAGUAUUUGAAAAUAGAAAUGUAUUUGAAACCAAAAUUAAAUUAUCUGGUUAGGCUGAGUUAAUUAAUAUUAUAAGAACUAGAUUAAAGGAUAAACCUUUAAGUUAUGUAUUGAAAGAUAAAGCUUCAUUGGUUUAAUGUAUUAAUGAAUAUAAAUAAUCUUAAAAAUAAUAAAAAUAGGAAUAAUAAGAUGAAAUAUAUGAAUAUAUAAUUAUAAAAAGAGAAUAAGAAUAAGAAUAAUAAUAAGAAGAAUUAUAAUAAUAAGAAAAAUCAUAAUAAUAAGAAUAAUAAUAAUUAUAAGAAUAAUAAGAAAUAGAAGAAUAAUAAGCUAUUUUAUAAUAAUAAAUUAACUUAUAAUAAGAAGAAUCUUAAAAUAUCUAAUAAGAUGAAAAUAUUAAUUAAGUUGAAAACAAUAAUGAAAAUUAAGGAAAUGAAGAUAAUUAAGUUAAUUAUGAUCCCAGAAGACAAUCUCAUUGUUAUCUAUAUAAGAUUUUAUGA